CAUGCAGCCUCCAUUCCCCCACCUUUUUCCUAUUUAAACCUACUUAUCCCAUUGCAUUGGAGAAGAGCCUAAGAGAAGAUACUGAAAAGAGUUGAGAGAAUCGAAGGAUUUAUUUUUUAGCCUUGUACCAAUUACACAACAAGGAAGUGGCUAUGGAAGUAGAAGAUGAUCUGUUCUUCGCAGAUUUAAGCAAGCAAAUCUCUCUUCUAAUUAUGGACGAGGAGGAGGAGGAGGAGGAGGACGACCCAGUUGCAAACUUUCCAGUUUCUCUUCAGGAUUUCUCUCGAGCAAUCCAUCCGCCUGAAAGAUUACCUCCAAUUCUAUAUGUGCAAACGUGCCGGAGAAAAAGCAAAGGGACCGGAGUUUUCAUCCCUCAGUCAUCACAGCCGAGAAGGAAGAAGCACAGGCAAGGAAGACUUGCUUCUUACAACGCAAUAUCCCGCAGAAAGCCUGAUACUACAGGGAUGGCCGUUUCCCAAGCUUCUUCCAACCAUUCUUUUAGGCCAAAAAAAGGUUGAGUACUAGAGAUCCUUUGAUUUAUAUAAAAAUAAUUUAUAAUCCUUAACACAAAUAGCCAUUAAUUCAUAUAUAGGAUUUUAAUUAAUAUUUGUGUAUAUAUAUGGUGAAUAUUUAUGUAGAUGGAAAAGCUAUAUAAAGUUGUUCACUGUUGAGGUGUAGAGUCGCCAAAGGUUUCUACUCCUCCAAUAUCUGUUGAGGAUUUACAUGUAUGGAUGUUAUUUAGUUUGAUACAGGACAAGCUUUUCAUGUAUCGUUCGAUCUAUUAAUGCAAAAUCUAAUUGCCCAAGCAAAAAUUGCUGCUGCA
Carya illinoinensis is the source of this 823-nucleotide messenger RNA. RefSeq lists its product as uncharacterized. The transcript is spliced from 2 exons. The coding region runs from base 153 to 518 and encodes 121 amino acids. NCBI's taxonomy places the organism in Eukaryota, Viridiplantae, Streptophyta, Magnoliopsida, Fagales, Juglandaceae. The record is from RefSeq and is a predicted model, not a curated record.